AUGCCACGCCCACUCGCAAAGACCGUCAUCAUUGUCCUGGCGGCUCUGAUUACUUAUAUAUCCACCGUCAGCCUCCUACGCGCCGUCAAGCCGUCUCUGUUUGUCUGGUCGGAAGAAGACCGAGAAGACCGUGAAUGGGUGGCCACGUCAACAUCGUGGUUGGACCGCAAGAUAUGCCACUUUUUCGGCCUGUGCGGAAUUGCCCACGUUCAUUUCAGCUUUCCGUCUGGUGGUCAUGGCAAAGCGCUGAACCAAGAACCCAUUAACUCCGGCGAUGACCAAAACUGGCGGCUGGACUGGACUGUCGCGGAUGGGAACUUGACCGAUGAUGCUAAAUUUUUGGAGGAUAUACCAGAGUACGUGUUGGAAUAUGCGCCGCUGGUCCAUCUCUUCUCUGGCGAGGAAUUCUGGCCCGGCGACAUUGCCGAGCAUCUAGUAUAUACAACCCCGCAAGUGAACUAUACCCCCGUUCAGGGUACAUGGAAGCACCCCUCGUUGCAUGAUUUGAACGAGCUGAAUCGAUGGGAAAUGGGCCGAAAUGUCUUCCUUACCAGCAAUGACGAUGUCGAAGACCGGCCCGCUUGGCUAGGAGGAGAAGUCAACAUUCCUAGACCAGUACCGAACCAGCCAGAUCCCGAAGAGCCUAUACCAGAUGAUGGUCCUGUAAACGAUGAAAACGACGAUCGAGGAAAAUGGUAUGACGCUGGUGACUGGACCAAAGGGGCCGGUGCUCGCAUAGACUCAGAAGACUUAGAAGACUCGGAGCACUCGUUCCACGCCGGUGAGCUUCGCAAGAGAUACGCCGGCAAGCCUGUCCGGGGAGGACGCAGUGAUGCGCCUGCUGUUUUGGUGCUUAUAGACAAGGGAAAUGACAUUGUGGAUGCAUUUUGGUUCUACUUUUACAGCUACAACCUAGGCAACACGGUUCUGAACGUCCGGUUUGGCAACCAUGUCGGUGACUGGGAGCACUGUAUGGUGCGUUUCUACAAGGGCCGUCCCAAAGCCCUGUUCUUGAGCGCACACACGGCGGGCGAGGCCUAUAGCUACGAGGCAAUCGAGAAGCAUGGAAAAAGGCCUAUUAUUUACUCCGCUACGGGCACGCAUGCCAUGUACGCCGCGCCUGGGAUCCAUGAAUACGUUCUCCCCUGGGGCCUGCUGCAUGAUCAAACCGACCGCGGCCCGCUUUGGGACCCUCUGUUCAACUCGCACUUUUACACCUACAACUACCUGACCGAUACACUGCAGCCAUCAAACCUCUCUCCGCUGGCGCCCACCGAAUGGUUUUACUUCAAUGGCCACUGGGGCGACAAGUUCUACCCUCUCGGCGAUCAGCGCCAGUACCGGUUUGCCGGGCAAUAUCAUUAUGUCAACGGCCCGCUGGGCCCACGCUUCAAGCACCUCGGCCGGCGCAAGGUCUGCCAGGGCAGCUUCCACAAGUCAUGUGUGAUCCGCAAUUUCAUUGAAGAGGAGAAACGAGCCAACCACUGGUCUGGCGUGGGAGUGGGCGAGGAGCCAGAGGACGAGGACCUCGAGUCCAUCAUGGGUCGUCGUGCUAGCGCGCUACUACUAGCCCAACAGCGCGCAGCAGCAGCCCAACUAGACCGCAACGACUUUUAG
This is a messenger RNA of Talaromyces rugulosus, 1617 nucleotides long. RefSeq lists its product as uncharacterized. The transcript is spliced from 2 exons. The record is from RefSeq and is a predicted model, not a curated record. Lineage: Eukaryota; Fungi; Ascomycota; Eurotiomycetes; Eurotiales; Trichocomaceae. The coding region runs from base 1 to 1617 and encodes 538 amino acids.